Molecule: messenger RNA, 3406 nt
Organism: Anguilla rostrata (American eel)
Lineage: Eukaryota; Metazoa; Chordata; Actinopteri; Anguilliformes; Anguillidae
Product: arfaptin-2-like
Exons: 10
Coding region: 938-2056 (372 amino acids)
Biological process (GO): intracellular protein transport; regulation of Arp2/3 complex-mediated actin nucleation
Cellular component (GO): trans-Golgi network membrane
Molecular function (GO): protein domain specific binding; phospholipid binding
Source: RefSeq, a predicted model, not a curated record
UACGUAUAUGUGUAUGUGAACAUGUAAAUCGGUGCAUUCACAAUUCCACAUGGUGUUUCUGGCCUUUCAGUAGUUAGUGUCAGGAACUGUUGGAUGUCAGAACCGGUGAUACCUGUGUAAGUAAUAAUUUAAAACAUGGUGUGAAUAUAGUUCUGUUUUACCAGCUUGUUGUAUGAAACAGGAUUCAUGAGGAAGUACACUUGCUGGGCUGUUGGAAUUUCAUUUUCGAUUUAAGUCUCAUUGAAGUGAGGUUCAGAUUCUUAAAGCAAUCGGUUGUUUUUACUUUCUGUAAUUUACUGUAGGUGGUGGAAGUUUGAUAAGAAUUGUUUGUAGACUUUGGCCAAAGGGUUACCUUGUAGAAUCAAAGGGGCUGUUCAAAUUUGGGAUUGAGUUUGGAUUCUGAAGGUAAAGUAAGGUCAAACUUCUGAUCGUUGAGUGCUGAGAUGUUUGAAUGUGGAAUGGUGGGACGCCUUGGCUCGUACAGUGUGCUAUUACUCAAGAAGCAUCUUGAAGAAGCACUAGGAUUUAAUAUGUUGUCUCUGGCCACUGCUCUUUAGCGAUUCUGGAUUACUCUGCUCUUUUUAUUUUAUGUUCUGAUUUACUGUAUUUUCAUUCGGUGCAAAACAUAAAUGGGAAUGAACCCUCACAGUAUUACAAGCAACGCACCAUUGAAAAGACAAAUGGGGUCUGCUCUCUCCUGUUGGUAUUGCAGUUACACGGUACUUAUACAUACGGAGUCAGGAGUGUGGUUAUUUUACUGCCGAUCACUGGAGAUGGAAGCAGAGUCGGACACGGGCAAGUACAAACCACAUUUUUAUAGCUAAACACCUUUCCUGAUUUUCGGGGGGGGAACUGGUUUGAUGGAACAUGUUUGGAAGACAGAAGACUGGCUGCACAGAUACAGUGGAGCUUAGAUGAGAAGGACCUCCAGCAGGUGAUGGUGUCCGGACCGAACCUCAAUGAGACCAGCAUCGUUUCCGGGGGAUACGGAGGCACGGCCGAGGGCAUUAUUCCCACCAGCUCCAUCAAAGGGCCCGCAAUCCGCUUCAACCCCGCCUAUCUGGACCGAAGGCCCAGGGGCCCUGCUGUCGGACAAGACCUGCGCAUGAAGUCCAGGGGGUUUAGCAUUCCUCCCAGCCAGUCCGCAGCCAGUCGGAUAACCGGCCAAUCAAAGGACACCAGAGAGAGUGCACACAGACCCACAUCUCCCCUCUCCCCCUCUCACCCAGGGGCUAACAUGCAUCACAGCAGCAGCAGCCAAUCGCUGACGGCGGAGGAGGUCUCCCGUGGCGUUGCUGUGGAGAAGUUCGACAUCAUGAAGAAGUGGAGCAUCAACACCUACAAGUGCACGAAGCAGAUGAUCUCGGAGCGUUUUGGGCGGGGCUCGCGGACGGUGGACCUGGAGCUGGAGGCACAGAUCGAGGUGCUGCGGGACACCAAGUUGAAGUACGAGAACAUCCUGCGGCUGGCCCGGGCGCUCACCAACCACUUCUACAACAUGGUGCAGACCCAGCAUGCACUGGGGGACACCUUCGCCGACCUCAGCCAGAAGUCGCCAGAGCUGCAGGACGAGUUUGGGUACAACGCAGAGACGCAGAAGCUUUUGUGUAAGAACGGGGAGACCUUGCUGGGCGCCAUCAACUUCUUUGUUUCCGGUAUCAACACGCUGGUCAACAAGACCAUGGAGGACACGCUGAUGACCAUCAAGAUGUACGAGAACGCAAGGCUGGAGUUCGACGCGUACCGCGCGGACCUGGAGGAGCUGAACACGGGCCCGCGGGACGCCGCCACGCUGGCGCGCAUCGACACGGCGCAGCAGCAGUACCAGAUCCACAAGGACAAGUACGAGAGGCUGCGCAGCGACGUCACCAUCAAGCUCAAGUUCCUGGACGAGAACAAGGUGAAGGUGAUGCACAAGCAGCUCCUGCUCUUCCACAACGCCAUCUCGGCCUACUUCGCCGGCAACCAGCAGCAGCUGGAGCAGACGCUCAAGCAGUUCAACGUCAAGCUGAGGCCGCCGGGCUCGGACAAGCCGUCCUGGCUGGAGGAGCAGUGAUGGGUGGGGGGGGGGUCUGACGGACCGGACGGGCACACGGAGCGGAGGUGGGACGGAAAGGACGCGCGCACACGUGGACGUACGAGUGAACGCAGGACAGAACAGCGGAUAGCGGCAGUGACGGGGGGGGAGGGGGGAGGUGGGGGAGGCCAACGGCGAGGAAAUACGCAAACCGCAGGGAACGAGGCUCGCCGUUCCGUUCCUUCUCUCUCCCCCUUUUCUCUGCCUCCCUUCUCCUUUUCCCUUCUCUGGGAUCUCUCCAUCUUUGUGUUUAGAGCUCACACUCCAUCCAUCCUCGCCAGUGAUGAAAGGUUUUUUUUUUUUUUUUUUUGAGGGUGGCUCCCCAACAUUAUAGCUCAUGAAACGUGGACAAUAACAGAAGCUUCAGCUUCACCUCCUGUGGGCGUCUUUUUUGGUAAAACUCUGGACUUUUCUGCUGAUUCUAUCACAGGAGCCCUUUUCACGGAGUCCAGAAGGUCAGCAGCUCCCGUGUCCCAGAGUCAAUUUCCCUCCCGUUGCGUCUGGGAGCGAGGCAGUGAGCGGCCAUCUUACGUGUUCCUCCCAAGUUUACCGCUGCUUGUGCUUCUGAAGAAGGGCAAAAUUAAUGCAAAUGGAGGCGUGACAUCACUGGUGAAAAAUCACUGAUUCUGAAUGUGGCAGCUGCAUGAGAAAUGACAGGAAGUGGAAACAUUGGACUUCAUUGAAGUGGCGUUAGAAAUGCAGGACAUUAGACAUUUUUUUCUCCAUUAAAUGUUUUUUUUUAAAAUCCACAGAUGAUAAUAUAAUCUAUAUUGUAUGUUUGUUUUUUUUUUGUUUGUUUUUCACUUGAUGGUUAUCUGGACCAGGAAGGGAAUGUGUGUGUUCCCUUGUGUAUAUUUUGCCCAAUCACACUGUCAUAUUUGGAUAAAUACAAAUAUAAACGAAACUAGUCCCCAACCAUAAAUUGUGUAAUAUAUUUUUAAUACAUGAAGCCUUAGACCCAGAAGGAUUCAGAGGUAUUUAAGCUGAGUAGCAGUAUUAGAUGGAAUUAUUUUGAUUGUAGAAAAACUAAGCACUCACUGUAUGCAGCAUAAAGUACUCCAUAGACAUUACACAUAUAUCACAUAACAUUGCAUACAGUACAUACAGGCAUACAGUAAGGUUAUUUAUAGGCAUUGUGAGAUAAAGCCAAUGCCUGUCUAAUAUAACAUAAAAUAAGUUGUUAAAAUGAAAAUGGUAAAAUGGUAUGUAAAAAUGUAUGGGGAAAAUGGUAUAGAAAGAAUUUUUAAAAGUAUAUGUAACGUAGAGUAAUUUACUGGGAGAAGUCGAAAUAAUCAUGAUGAAAUUAAAUCCACGUUAUUUGGAAAGCGA